GACCGGUGGUAACCCUGCAAGGAUGACGAUGACCCUAAAACUGGAGACAGUUGAGAGGUAUAUCGUUUUUGUCAGUGAUCGAUACCGCAUUCCACUUCCAAAGGUGCAAUUAUGAAAAUGUCAUGUGAUCACAAGACUGUAUAUUUUGUAUACUGUUAUCUUAUUGAACUUUAGACCUGUAGCGAAAGUAUUUAAAAAUCGGGCAGCCUUUUUUUCUACUUCAGAAGCACAACCGAAAAGCAAUAGCUUUAACGUCGCGUAAACACCAAUAACUUCAUUUCCGUGUACUCAGUAUCAAGUAAUUACAUCACGGCCUCUUUCUUUCCGUUUUCACCAUGGAAAUUCACGGUGGAAAAAUGAACCUAGGCAUUUUGCAGAAAGCUCGGGUUAUGUUUUAUAUGGUCACACCAAAUGAAACACAGUUUGAACACACAAGUGACGUUCCAGAAUACGUCCAGCAGGCGACACCUUUGUUCAUUGGAAUGGUGCUCCUUGAAUUCUUUUUGAGCUGGGCUAAGAAUGGGAAAAUUUCAGUACGAAUAAAUGAUGGAAUUACAUCUCUCUCAGCUGGAGUCAUGUCUCGCCUUCUUGAUGUGUUCGUAAGAAGUCUCGAGAUAUAUUUUUAUAUUUACGUCUGGGACAAAUUCAGACUCUGUGAGCUGCCAUGGGAUUCUGCAUGGACGUGGUGGCUGUCCUUCGUAGGUGUUGACUUUGGAUACUACUGGGUUCAUCGCAUGUCUCAUGAGGUCAAUAUUUUGUGGUCUGCUCACCAGGCUCACCAUAGCUCAGAGGAUUACAACUUAACUACAGCACUGAGGCAAUCUCUGAUGCAGAAAUGGUUUUCCUGGAUAUUCUAUCUUCCAAUGGCGCUAUUUAUUCCUCCAUCUGUAUUUGCUGUUCAUAUUCAGUUUAAUCUUCUCUACCAGUUCUGGAUUCAUACUGAGUAUAUCAACAAACUUGGACCCCUAGAACUAAUUCUUAACACGCCUAGUCAUCACAGAGUUCAUCAUGGUCGAAACCCAUACUGCAUUGACACUAACUAUGGUGGCACUCUUAUAAUUUGGGAUCGGAUUUUUGGUACUUUUGCUGCUGAAAGUGAUAAAGUUAUGUAUGGCCUCACCCAUCCAAUUAACACUUUUGAACCAUUUGCUGUUCAGUUUCAGCACCUGCUUUACAUCUGGAAUACAUUUUGGAGCGCACCUGGUUUCUACAACAAGCUUUCUAUACUUUUUAAGGGACCAGGAUGGGGACCAGGAAAGCCAAGACUGGGUCUUCCAGAGGAAAUUCCCAAGAUUACAGGUGAGGAGAAGCCCUAUGACCCUGGAAUGACAGGUUUUCUGCAGAUCUAUGCGGUGGUUCACUUCAUCCUUAUGCUGGACAUUUAUGAAGACAUGUUUGUUAUUGAGAAUACAUUGUCAGAACUUGCUCUCGUCUUCAGGAUUUUCUACAUUCUUCUUACUCUAACCGCGCUGGGAUUCUUUAUGGAUCAAAGAGCCAGUGCACCCUUCCUGGAGGCUAUUCGGUGCUCAAUAUUCUUGAUUUUACAUAAUUUAGAUUUGCUGAAGCCUUUCACUGAUCCUGUGGGAUAUGCAGUACAGAUUUUUUUCUUUGUGUCUGCAGCCUUAUGGGGAAUGGAAGGUAUUGCCAGAGUAAUUUCAUGGAAAACCAAGCAACAGUGAAAUUAUGAGCUAUUAUACAGCUUAUUGGAUGGUAAAACUUCCAAACUGUAACAUCUCAUUUCAGCACUUAAUUAGUUUAAGUAAUCUUCAUGAAGAAUUAUUGGAGAAGGCUGGACUCUGCAAAAUUUAUGUAAAAUAAGUACUGUCCCUUCUGGAAUGAAAUGUACUGCUCAGUUUUAUAUUUGGCUAUGUAAAAUGAAUGAUAUUCUUUUUUAUUCAUUCGUUUCUUCCUCUCAGUUUUAUUUUUUCUUUCUUUGUGAAGUCUAGAACUCUAUAUCUUCAAGUUAAUGUAACAGAAAAUAUAAUGCUACAUGACAUGAAAAUAAGCGUAUUAAACAGAGCUACCAAAUUAUAGUGUAA
This is a messenger RNA of Protopterus annectens (West African lungfish), 2039 nucleotides long. RefSeq names its product alkylglycerol monooxygenase (gene AGMO). NCBI's taxonomy places the organism in Eukaryota, Metazoa, Chordata, Ceratodontiformes, Protopteridae. The transcript has 13 exons. Bases 336 to 1679 code for a protein of 447 amino acids. Gene Ontology annotation, cellular component: endoplasmic reticulum. Gene Ontology annotation, biological process: lipid biosynthetic process. The record is from RefSeq and is a predicted model, not a curated record. Gene Ontology annotation, molecular function: iron ion binding; oxidoreductase activity.